ACUUCUUUAUAUACAGGCAAAAUGUAAACCUCCAAAGUUGUCUCAUUUGAGGUCUACCUAAACAUCCAAAACGAAAAUUGCAAAACAAAUAUGACAAUGUGAUAACUGAGGGAUUCGAACCCUCGCUCUUUCGAACCAGUAAGAUAGAUGAAUCAGGUCAGCCUGAAACUGGCGCCAUAACCACUCGGCCAAGUUACCUCUUCGUCGUUGUAGCUGUCGCGUUGUUUUAGUCUAUAUAUUGCAAAUAUUCAAUGGCUGAAAUCGUUGAUACAACUUUCAACCUCCUGAUGAUUUUUCGGGUCUAAAUUUUGGGACGUAUUUCCUCUCAGAAAACCUAUGAUUAUCCAUCUCUAGCUGACAUUCCACUCUCCAGAUAAGAAUCUGUAAUAGUAACCCAAGGAUAAUACUAAUCGCAAAUGAACAUCUGAAGGCUAGAAAAGAUAUUUACACCUGGUCUGGAAAACACGAUCAAUACCUACCCUCUCUAAGUAUGCUCACCACUACCACAUCUGAACCACUAUAACAUCACCGCAUAUACAUAAAAUUCACCCAAAUACCGAUAAUAAAACCAUACAAAAUAAAGUGAUAUCACACAGACAACAACAACAACAACAACAACAACAACAACAACACCACCACCCAAUCAGCAGACGCAAGAAUUGCUGACUGUAUUCUCAAAAUGAUAAUUUGGAAUAACAUAACAUGUUGGCAGCCAACCGUCAGCAAACACGCCCCAAGUUCAAACUUCCUAUAUUCCCAUAAACUCUUAUACCAUCUCGAAAUUCAAUACCUCAUUCACACCAUCCAACCUAAACAAAAAAUUCCCCAACGUAACCAUCCAUCUAAAUAACCCUCUCCCAAAAUGCGCUGGCCAUUCUCUCCCAAAUAUCCCGAAAAAUCCCCCGAGUACGCUAAUGAGAAAGAAUACGACUAUAUAAUAAUCGGAGGUGGAACCUCCGGGUGCGUUCUCGCUUCCCAUCUCAGCAGCUCCUCCACCCACAAGAUUCUCCUCCUUGAGCGCGGCCCCGCAAAUGAUACCUAUCUCUCUCGUAUCCCGCUUCUUUCUUCUAAUAUCCAUGACACCUCUUCAGGCGCCAAAUCCUGGUUUUGUGCUCCAAUGAAACACUGCAAUGAUUUGGAAUCACUCGUCUUCCGAGCCGAAUUGCUAGGUGGAGGUAGUAGAGUUAACAAUGAAGUGUAUACGCGAGGGACAAAAGGAGAUUAUGAGGGAUGGAAAGAGAUGGGAUGUGAAGGAUAA
This is a messenger RNA of Botrytis byssoidea, 1258 nucleotides long. RefSeq lists its product as uncharacterized. Bases 863 to 1258 code for a protein of 131 amino acids. Gene Ontology annotation, molecular function: oxidoreductase activity, acting on CH-OH group of donors; flavin adenine dinucleotide binding. NCBI's taxonomy places the organism in Eukaryota, Fungi, Ascomycota, Leotiomycetes, Helotiales, Sclerotiniaceae. The transcript is spliced from 2 exons. The record is from RefSeq and is a predicted model, not a curated record.